Triticum dicoccoides is the source of this 954-nucleotide messenger RNA. RefSeq names its product ankyrin repeat-containing protein At2g01680-like. The transcript has 3 exons. The coding region runs from base 1 to 954 and encodes 317 amino acids. Lineage: Eukaryota; Viridiplantae; Streptophyta; Magnoliopsida; Poales; Poaceae. Gene Ontology annotation, molecular function: protein binding. The record is from RefSeq and is a predicted model, not a curated record.
AUGGAGCCCAAGAUGGACGCCGGGCUGCUAGCAUUAGCAUGUUCUGGCUCUUUCCACGAUCUGGAAUCAUUCCUCGACGGAAAACCAGCCGCCUACACCAUCGGAAGCUCGGCCACCCGGCCACCUUCUCUGUACGCGGUUACAGUUGAAGGUGACACUCUACUCCAUGUGGUCGUUGCUAGCCAUGGCGAGUCUGAGGACUUACUGAACAAAGCCAAUCUCGUCUACGGCAAGGCACCCAGCCUCCUCUUUGUGCAAAACAAUGGGGGAGACACACCCCUGCACUUUGGUGCACGGGGGGGCAACUUGCCAAUGGUGUCUCUUCUCAUUGAUCUUGCCAAUAGUCAGGGCAUUAACAAUGGUAAAGGGCUGCUGGAGACACAAAACAAGCUCAAAGAGACAGCCUUGCAUGAGGCCGUCCGCAUUGAGAACAAUGAUAUGGUCAACUUGCUCAUGACCCAUGCUCCAGAGUUGGCCACCAUUCCUGCUGAAGGUACUUCACCAUUGUAUCUUGCCAUCUUAAUGGAAAAUAAAAUCGUCGCCAAAACACUCUACGAGUUGAGCAGUGGGGUUCUUUCAUACUCUGGACCGAAUGGACAAAAUGCGUUGCACGUUGCUGUUCAGAGGAGCCAAGCUGACAGAAAGAAAACAGCGAUUGUCGACUAUGCUUGUCGAAACAUAUCGCUGUCAUGGAUUUUGAAUAUACAAGACAAAGAUGGGAAUACUGCAUUCCACAUAGCUAUAAGAAAAAGAAGAACACAGAAUGAUAUCAACGUACUGCAAUGCUCGGAUGUCUUCGCCAAGCUUGUUGAAGGUCAUGCUCCUCCGGUGAACUUUGAGGUCAAUGGGCGACAAUACAACAAGGGAUACUACCUAACAGAUGACAUCUAUCCGAGAUGGUCCAUAUUUGUGAAGAUUAUCUCAAACCCUGUGACAGGAGGCAAGCACUCCUAG